This is a messenger RNA of Caretta caretta (loggerhead turtle), 7229 nucleotides long. RefSeq names its product CREB regulated transcription coactivator 1 (gene CRTC1). The record is from RefSeq and is a predicted model, not a curated record. Gene Ontology annotation, biological process: protein homotetramerization; positive regulation of transcription by RNA polymerase II. Gene Ontology annotation, molecular function: cAMP response element binding protein binding. Gene Ontology annotation, cellular component: cytoplasm; nucleus. NCBI's taxonomy places the organism in Eukaryota, Metazoa, Chordata, Testudines, Cheloniidae.
GCCUUGCCCCCUCCGGCCCGGGGAGGGGGACGCGGACGGGGGAAGAUGGCGGCCUCGAACAACCCGCGGAAAUUCAGCGAGAAGAUCGCGCUGCACAACCAGAAGCAGGCGGAGGAGACGGCGGCUUUCGAGGAGGUGAUGAAGGACCUGAGCCUGACCCGGGCCCACAGGUUACAAUUACAGAAAACACAGUAUUUGCAGUUGGGACAGAGUCGUGGCCAGUACUAUGGAGGGUCACUGCCAAAUGUGAAUCAGAUUGGGAACAGUGCCAUGGACUUGCCUUUCCAGACUCCUUUUCAGUCAUCUGGACUGGAUACAAGUAGGACAACUCGGCAUCAUGGUCUGGUGGACAGAGUGUAUCGUGACAGAAACCGCCUUGGGUCACCACACCGGCGUCCGCUGUCUGUGGAUAAACACGGAAGGCAGGUGGACAGUUGUCCAUAUGGCACUGUGUAUCUGUCGCCUCCAUCGGAUACAAGCUGGAGAAGGACCAAUUCAGAUUCUGCCUUGCAUCAAAGUACAAUGACCCCAGCUCAACAAGAGUCCUUUUCAGGAGGGUCACAAGACAUGCAGCAAAAAAGAGUCUUAUUAUUGACUGUCCCUGGAAUGGAGGAAAGCACAUCUGAAACAGACAAAGCCCUUUCUAAACAAGCAUGGGACACUAAAAAGACAGGGUCAUUGAGGCCUAAAUCAUGUGAAGUUCCAGGAAUCAACAUCUUUCCAUCAGCUGACCAGGAAAACACUACAACGCUGAUUCCUGCUGCACAUAACACAGGUGGCUCUCUGCCAGACCUGACAAACAUCCAUUUCCCUUCUCCCCUCCCAACACCACUAGAUCCUGAGGAAUCCACGUUCCCAUCCCUGAGUAGCUCCAAUAGCACCGGAAAUCUUGCAGCCAACUUGACUCACUUGGGCAUCAGCACUGCCAGUCAGGGAAUGACAACGACGCAAGCCUCAUCCCGGCAGCCAGCUGUCAGUCCCCUCUCACUGAAUGCAGACUCCAGACGACCACAGUCCCAACAGAUGUCUCCUACGCUCUCACCUCUGUCGCCAAUUACUCAGGCUGUGGCUAUGGAUGCAUUGUCUUUGGAACAGCAGCUUCCACCGUAUCAGUUUUUUACCCAGGCUAGUUCCCAGCAACAGCAACAGACCCAAGUGGCAAGUAGUCUGCCUCAGAAUGCCCCUUUAAUGCAGACUUCUGGCUUACAGCGAGGAGCACAGCUUCCCCCCCUCUCAGUCACAGUACCAUCGACCAUCCCACAGUCACCUCCAGGCAGCCAGACCCAACCUUCCAUGGGCAUAGACAUCAACUCGGCUUCACUCCAGCAGUACCGCAGUAAUGCUGGAUCCCCAGCCAACCAGUCUCCCACCUCUCCUGUCUCCAAUCAAGGCUUCUCUCCUGGCAGCUCCCCUCAACAUUCUUCCAUUCUGGGGAGUGUAUUUGGUGACUCCUAUUAUGAUCAGCAGAUGACAGCUAGGCAGGCUAAUGCCCUAUCCCAUCAGCUUGAACAGUUUAAUAUGAUAGAAAACGCCAUUAGUUCCAACAGCCUGUACAGCCCCUGCUCCACCCUUAACUACUCCCAGGCAGCCAUGAUGGGACUUACUGGGAGCCAUGGCAACUUGCAGGACUCACAGCAGCUGACCUACUCCAGCCAUGGAAACAUCCCCAACAUCAUCCUCACAGUGACAGGAGAAUCUCCUCCCAGCUUAUCAAAGGAACUGACCAGCUCUUUGGCAGGUGUCGGAGAUGUCAGCUUUGAUUCGGAUUCCCAAUUCCCUCUGGAUGAACUCAAAAUUGACCCUUUAACCCUGGAUGGACUGCACAUGCUUAAUGACCCAGAUAUGGUCCUCACCGAUCCUGCCACAGAGGACACUUUCAGGAUGGACCGGCUGUAGACUGAGGACACCAUGAGCCUGGGAAUAAAAUUAGUUCCUGGAGCCCAUCUGAACUGAACAGUCCAAUGGGUCAGUCAUGUCCGAUUAAAGAGUUACCGAGAGCAGUAGCUCUGUCAUGUACACCAUGUACAAUGAGUAAAGCUUGUUGUUCUAAGCUUGCAGUGCUGCAGACCCCCAUUCCCCGUUGCGCCAUAGUUUAUCCCUUAUCUACUCAUUGUCAUUAAAUGAGUAAGGAGUUUGCAUCAGCCUUCUCCCCUCCAAACCCCCACCAGUGAAGUCCCAGCGUAAGGUUGUCAAUUUAUCCUUUGCACUAGAAGGUGGUGUUUCUGGGUAGGUGAUGAAGGUUCAGAGUCAAGGGUAAAGAGAUUCUCUUUGUAAAAUACCACAUCAUUAGCAUUUGAUCAUUGGCUGUUUCUGUAACUGAUCAACAGCCAUCUCCUUGCGAGACUGAGAGGGGAAACUCUCAGACUACUGACCUCUCACUAACUCUAAAGCAAAAUGCCUGUAUGGCCACCCUCUGGGAAAGGGGGGAGGCUGUUAAUUUUGACUCUCCCAGACUAUUUUGUGACAGUUGCUUUGUAGAGUACAAUGCUUCUCCCUUGAUUGAUAUGCCAUAUUUGUUUUCAGGUUUGUUUCCUUGACUGUUGUCCAGCACCCACUGCCUGUUCGUAUGCCCUGAGCAAACUCGUGUACUUGGCAAAGCAGGAAAGCGGCCUGGCAGCCCAGUGGGCUCUCGGUAGCCGGUUAUCCAAAAAAGCAACUGUAAACACUAUUUCUGGAGCCUUUUUCUUGUUUUAAAUUUCUGAGCACACAAAAAAGUACUAUAAUUCAUUACCUGGUGAGUGUGAAGGAGUGAGUGGAGCAUUUUGAAGCCACUAAAAGUAUAUUGGUGGCUAAGUUGCAGAGAAUUUUAUUUUUAAAUUCUGCUUCUUGUGUGAAAUUCAUAUAGGCAACAGGAAGGGCCGUUGUGUAGUAAUACCCAGCCCAAGUCAUGGUGGCUAUUUUUAUGAUUUUUUUUAUUCUUGUUCGUUGCCUAUUGAAUAUUCUGUUACUGUUAUUUAUGCAUUUUUUUUAUUUAAGUAUUUGGAUAUUAGAAAAGUAGCUAAACUACAUAAGGCCAAUUGAAGCACUCUGCAUAAUACUUAUACAGUACAUCCUUUUGUGAUUUUUUUAUUCCAGAAAUAUUAUAUAUAAUAUUUUUAACUAACUGGAAUUUGAAGCCAGAUGCUGACCAGAAGUAAGCAAACCUAGGGCAAGUCUGUCAAGUGUUUGCUGUUUUAUAUAUUCACAUUAGGGUAACAGGAACAUACAUAUUCUUUGACAGGGUUACUGGCCUACUGGAUGGGGGAAGAAGAUAUAGAUGUGAUGGAUCUUGAUUUCACUAAGGUUUCUUGACAGAUUCCCACAUGAUAUUCUCAUAAGCAAAUUAGUGAAAUGUGGCCUAGGUUAAGUUACUAAAAGAUGGGUGCACAACUAGUUGAAAAACCAUACUCAAAGUGUAGUUAUCAAUAGUCCACUGUCAAACUGGGAGGGUGUAUCUAGUGGGGUCCUGAGGUAGUCAGUCCUGGGUCUGGUACUAUUCAAUAUUUCAUUAAUGGGUUGGAUAAUGGAGUGGUAAGUAUGCUUAUAAAAUUUGUUGGUGUCCCACCAAUCUUGGAGGGAUUACAAGCACUUUGAGGGACAGGAUUAGAAUUCAAAAUGACCUUUACAAAUUAGAGAAUUGGUCUGAAAUCAACAAGAUUAAAUUCAGUAAAGACAAAUGCAAAGUAUUACACUUAGAAAGGAAAAAUCAAUUGCACAACUACAAAAUGGGGAAUCACUGGCUAGGCGGUAGCACUGCUGAAAAGGAUCUGGGGAUUAUAGUGGAUUACAAAUUGAAUGAGUUAACAGUGUGAUGCAGGUGUGAGGGGAAAAAAGCUAAUAUCCUGGGGUUUAUUAACUGGAGUGUCAUAUAUAAGACAUGGGAGGUAAUUGUCAUGCUUUACUUGGCACUGGUGAGGCCUCAGCUGAGUACUAUGUCCAGUUCUGGGUGCCGCACUGUAGGAAGGAUGGUACUAAAUUGGAGAGUCCAAAGGAGAACAGAAAUGACAAGGUUUAGAAAAUCUGACCUAUGGGGAAACGGUAAAAACACUGGGCAUGUUCAUUCUUGAGAAAAAAUGACUCGGGAUCUGAUAGUCUUCACAUAUGUUGAGGGCAGCUAUAAAGAGGAAGGUGAUCAGUUGUUCUCCAUGUCCUCUGCAGGUAGGAUAAGAAAUAAUGGGCUUAAUCUUCAGCAAGGGAGAUUUAGGUUAGAUACUAGGAAAAACUUUCUAGCUAUGAGGGUAGUUAAGCUCUGGAACAGGCUUCCAAGGGGGGUUGUGGAAUCCCCAUCAUUGGAGAUUUUUAAGAACAGUUUGGACAAACACCUGUCAGGGAUGUUCUAGGUUUACUUGGUCCUGUCUCAGCGCAGGGGGCUGGACUUGAUGACUUCUCACGGUCUCGUCCAGCUCUACAUUUCUAUGAAUCUGGGAUAUUUCUUCUGUAACCCUGGAAACAAUCACUUGCUAAUAGUGAAAUGUACUGUGUCCUAGCAUGCCGAGGCUCUUACAUUCAUAGUAGACUACUUCUGUUAGUCACAGCGAAUAUUCUCUGGUACAACACAGCGGAAUGGUGAAUGAUUUAAAAGAACAGACCACCCAUAGAUUCUAAAAUGAUGAUUUCACUUAAAUGUAAUGGCUGAAAUUGACAUAGAAUAAUGAGUCCUAGAUUCCUGACACUAGGUCACUCUUUUACAAAUCUGAGAAAUAGGAUUUGCUGUUCACCAAGAGGCCAGUGCACUUGCGGUACUUGUCGGAGAAGUAUAGCUGUUAAAAUGUUGUGCUCAUUGGACCUAGUCCUCCCAGUAAGAGAACCCACGUACAUGACCCUUCUCAGCAGAAGUUAAAAUUUACAUUAUUUGACCUGUACUAACAAAAAAUAUUUGAUUACAAAUAGUAUAUUGAAUGUGUUAAUGAAGGAAUUACUACAAAAAGAGAGAAUAUUUCCCUGCAGCAGGGGCUGAACAUCCAAAUAUAUUUUUGAUAAAUACAAUUUCAAAUAAAAAAGCCUUCUUAACUUAUAUUUAAAGACAUCAUUUGUUUGUUUGUUUUUCCCCUUUCAGGAAUGGUGUUUAUUCUCCACCUUCUCCAAAUCUUGUUCUCCUAUUUACUGAGUUUGCAUUGCCCUGUUUUGCAUUUGGUCAAAAAAUGCAUGAGUUAGGGUUUGUUUUUUUUCCAGUUAUGAAAUUUUUUAUCUAAAAACAUCCCCCAACCCAAUCACCCCACUCCCCAAAAACCUUUCCCUUCCCUUUUUUUGAGCAAGGAAUGUAAAUGUCCAUGGCAAAAGUGGGCUACUUCUAAUGAGUUAUAGCUAGGUUUCUGUGUGCUUCCAGAAAUCUGUGAGGUGCUGUCCUGAGAUGCACAGAGACACUGCUAAGCAGAAUUAUUGCUGGGAUCUUAUAUAAUGGGGAUGCGUGUUUGCUCACAUAUUUGUGCCAUUAGUUGACCAUUUGCACUAAAAGUGAUGUGGGAUUUUUAUUUUUUCUGUCUCAUAGCUUUUGUGUAAGCUUCUUGCUAAAGGUUGGUUUUCUUUGGUUCCUCUCCACGUAAUUGCAAGGCUAUCCUGCAUCUCCAUUUAUAAUGUUCAUCAACAUUUAAGCCUGAUGUUAUGUGUUACUCACAAAGUCUGCUUAUGUCAGAUUGCUAAUGCUUUGUCAAUUAAAAAAAAAAAAGGUAGCUUUAAACAGGAGGUUACCCUAAAAGAAUGUGAGUAAUUUGGGCACAGAUGAUAUGAAGUUCUUUGCUUCAAAACAGCCAAAGGUACGGUGUGAAUGGAGUACACUUUGUGCAGUUACUUAAUCUCCUUGACAGUACUGUUAGUUCAUUGAUUGGAUCUCUGUCUAUAUCAACCUCUUGUUCAGAUGUCUCUUAUGCAUGUAAAUCCUUGUCUGUGAUGAUCUAUUUUUUUAAAACCAGAGUCACUUAAGAGUGAAGCGUCCAGUUAGGAAUUCACAGACUCCUGACUGGAUAGUUUUACAGGGAGAUAUCGCUAAAUGCUACCUUCUAUUUUUUUUUAAACUACACGUGUAUAUAGGAGAGCUUGUUUUAGACUUGUAAGUAGACAUUUUAAAUGGCCUUAAUUUAAAAAAAAAAUAUAAACCCAUCUAGAUGCAAUUGUCAAAAACAAAAUGUGUGUGUGGGGUCGGGGGGAGGCGGCAAUUAGGGACCAUCUAGUUAGGAGAAAUAUCUUUACUUUGUGUUUCUUUUCUGGAAGGGGUAAGAGGAGAGGACGAGGAGAUCAUGGGAAAAGGGGAUGAUGAAUGUGUAUGAAAGAAUGUGCUUCAUCUCUUUAGCCCCAGUAGGGGGCAGGCUAGCUGCUUUCAUUUUUAACCCUUUGAAAAUCAGAGCGGUUAUUUUAGUGCAGUGUCAGUAACAUUUCAAUAGUUUCUGCACUUUGCUCCCUGAGAGAGUGGCUUGUUGACAGCAGAAUGUGUGCUCUAUUCUAGUAGAAGAAUAUUUUCCCUUUCCCUUUAAAUCUGAUUUUUUUAACAGUUGUGUAUGAGUUUACAUUAUUUUAAACAAUAAAUGUUUAAAGUUUUCGAGUUCAAACACAGGGUGGAUCCCCAAUGCUUUCAGAACGUAAGUAGAUUUCAAUUUCAUUUUUAAGUUAAGUAGUACCGUUUGCAUUUUCUACUCUGCUUAUGAGGGUGGUAGAUGUGGAAAAGCAUUGGCCAUUAGAAUAAAGGAACUGGUGAUACUUGCAGAGAUACUUGUGGGAGGAGGGGAAGAAAGGACAUUGCUUGGGGAAAAAUAAGAUGAAAAAAUUGGAAGUAUUAAAUUAGAUGUAAUUGUUUUUUAAACAGUCUCAUGUCUCAAAGGGUUAAUGUCCAAACAUAUACCUGCUGAUUGAUUUCUGUAGAGCUGCGUUUUUAUAAGAAUUUCCCAAGACAGACUGUUGCAUUUGCCAACACUUUGGGGAAGUAAAAGGAGUAAACUCUCAAUGUAUAAAGUACUGUGAUUUAAAAAGAAAAGUGAAUUUCUGCUUUUUAUUGCAGCUUAUUGGUGGGCGGGACGGGAGAAGCUCUUUUGCAUUGUAUAUAGUACUGACUGUGCAUUCUCUUUAAAAAUGGAUCUGCACAGGCCGAGUUAUGAUAGUUCUGUAUGCUGCAUGCAUGGUUGACCGCAGGCAGCAUCAAACGUUUGUCUCACUACUGCUUCUGCAUGUUAGUGAACACUUUUCCAGCAUUCUUUAACCGUGCAAAAACCCUUUCCUGUACAGAGAGAACCUUUGCUUUAAAAAAAAAAAAAUAAAAAUAA